Messenger RNA from Paralichthys olivaceus (Japanese flounder), 3465 nucleotides. RefSeq names its product CoA synthase (gene coasy). Gene Ontology annotation, molecular function: pantetheine-phosphate adenylyltransferase activity; ATP binding; dephospho-CoA kinase activity. Gene Ontology annotation, biological process: coenzyme A biosynthetic process. Lineage: Eukaryota; Metazoa; Chordata; Actinopteri; Pleuronectiformes; Paralichthyidae. The record is from RefSeq and is a predicted model, not a curated record.
UCGGGGUGCAGGGGAGACUGAGACCACCCAGUGUAGUUGAUGUGUGAGUGACUUCCACCAGGGUCCGUGUGGACAUUCUGUCGGUGGUGGACGGAAGUAACCUCGCUGUAGAUCAGCCGGAGCUCGGUCCUCUGUCGGGACAGAUCUGCGUCUCUACGACACGAUUCAUCCGCGAGUCACGUCGCCGCAGCUCCGCUCGACACGGGUGAGCUCGUGCUGACCUGCAGGGGGUUCUUUACCUCCGCGAUCGGAACCAGACAACGAGCGAACUCCGACUUUGCAGGAUCCGGAACAACACCAUCCACUCCAGCUCCUCUCCAUCGUGCAUGUCCGCGUUAAACUUAAGUGUUUUCCAUCCUCUAACGGAAACCUCUCAGAUACUGUGACGGCCGUGAGUUCCCUGUGUUCUUCGCCAGUAACAUGUCCAUGUUCAGCACGGGCAUCCUUGUGCUGACUUCUCCUCUCCACACUCUGCCCCUGCGAAUCGCUCCAGUGCUCAGCUCAGCCGCUCAGCUCGUAGAGCGCACGCUGUACGUCCACCUCCACCCCGGGCUCAACUUGGGAAGUGGAAGUCAGCAGCGACCUGUUUUCAUCCCACCAUUGGUGGACCUGUCGACGGUCAUUACCCGCCUUUACAGCAAUGCAGCAGAUAUAUGCGGGCACCUGGAUAUUCGGGUGUUGCUGACCAAUGUCCGCGGUCAGUCCGCCGGUGCUCCAAAUUGCCCCUUCCCCACCCCACAGCCUCUGUCUCACUCCCCAGACGUGGUGCUCACAGACUUUCCCCUGCAGGACCCAGGUCAGUCGCAUCAGGUCACCCAGUGUCUGCAGAAGUACACUGGCCACUGCUACGUCUGUAGCCCCAGUCUGCCCUCGGUGCUGCUUCAUCCACAGCUGAUGAAGCUGCAGGAGAACGUGGAAGGUGUGAAAGAGACAGAAGGAAAAGCAGAACCUUUGGAAACAUAUGCUGAUGUGGUGGUAGGGGGGACGUUUGACCGGCUCCAUGGGGCCCACAAGACGCUGCUCAACAUCUCAUGCCUACUCGCCAACAGAAGGUUCCUUAUUGGUGUGUGUGACCAAGCAAUGCUGAAAAGAAAAGUGCUGAAGGAGCUGAUUGAGCCCUACUCUCUGCGGGUUCAGAUACUGCAGGAGUUCCUGCAAGACAUCAAACCAUCGCUGGAGGUGGAGAUCGUGCCCCUCGACGACCCCUUUGGAGUGUCUGUGGUCGACCCCCUGUUGCAGUGCAUUGUGGUUAGCGAGGAGACGAAAAAAGGAGGCGAGGCUGUAAACAAGAAACGCAUUGAAAAUGGACUUCCAGCUCUUGUUCUUCACGAGAUCCAGUUGCUGAAAGACGCCCACCACACUGAGACGGAGGAGGAGAAGAUCAGCUCCUCUAGUCUACGCUCUCGACUCCUGGGCACUCUCCUUACUCCGCCUAAAGACACAUCCCAUCUCCCUCCCCUCCCAUAUGUGAUCGGCCUGACGGGAGGCAGCGGCAGCGGGAAGAGCUCCAUCGCCAGGAGGCUGGAGGCUCUGGGUGCCGUCCGGAUUGACUGCGACAAAAUGGGCCACGCGGUGUAUCAGCCGGGUGCAGCAGCUUAUCACAGGGUGCUGGAAGAAUUUGGUUCAGAUAUUCUGAAUAAAGACCAAACCAUAAACAGACGCACACUAGGAAAGAAAGUUUUUGGAAAUCAGGAGCGGUUAAAAGCCCUGACAAAUAUUGUGUGGCCGGAGAUAGCACGUCUGGUGAAGAAGACAAUCAGCCAAGCCAGAGAGGAAGGUAAACAAGUGUGCGUGGUGGACGCAGCAGUUCUCCUGGAGGCCGGCUGGACAGACAUGGUCCAUGAGGUCUGGGUCACCGUCAUCCCAGAGGACGAGGCGGUGUUGAGAAUAACAGAACGAGACGGUGUGGCCGCAGAAGACGCCGUGCGCCGACUGAACAGCCAGUGGUCUAACGCCAAACAAGUGGAACAUGCUAACGUGGUGCUCAGCACGCUGUGGGAACCAGAGGUCACGCAGAAACAGGUGUUGAAAGCUUGGAGACUUCUUCAGAAGAGAAUCCAGCAGAGACAGUAGGAGCAUGCGUGGGUCCCUACGUCGUCCUAACCGUGACCCGUGCGUGUGAGCGAACGUCAGGCCCGGCCACACUUACACAGAAAUGACUGAUCCACAUGAGGAAACUUUGCCUUAGAAAGAAGAGAGAACGGCCACGGUGCCUUUGCAGUGAUCCCAGCAUGCGUCCUCACAUCUCUGACCAAGACUCAUCGACUUCCCACAGGUUUUUAAAGAUGUUUUUGCUGAAUGAUGGAAAGAACUGACCUCGUGGCUGCCUUUAAACAGAUACUGUUGUUUGUAAAUGUCGGUUCCAACAUUCAGUCCUAAAUCGUUCAAGACCAAACUUUUCUGCAAAGCCAGUAUUUUAAUCAGCUGACGACACUUUACACACUCUGUCCUCUUUUCAUGGCGUCUAUAACUAAUAUGAAUGUAGCUUAGAAAAGAAACUAACAGUAAGGGAAAGGGAAAAUGAACUGAUGCAUCUUUUUGGUUUCAUAGUUUGAGAAAUGGUUAAUUAAAUUUUUAGUAUAUAAUGAUUUAAUAAAAAACAUGUGCGAUAGAUUGAUAAUAUUACAGAAUAUUUUACUAAGAUAAUCUUAGUUUUCAUGCGGAAUGCAGGUAAACACACUGGGCACUGGAGACAAUACAAAUUUACGUAAAUCAAGCUCAGCCACUUGAAUAUGGAAAUCCCCACGCUGCAGCAAGUCAGUGAAUGUGGCCAGUAGACGAAACAGAUGACUCAGUCGUGUCUCAAUCGAAUCUGCAGAAAAUCGGUUAAUUGCAAUCCAAGAAAAAGCACUGGGUACCAGCUGGGCCAGUAGUCCCAUGACCAACCUUCUACUUCCAGAUCAUCCGAGUAUUUGUGUCUACGCAGCGGCCGCAGAGUAAAUCCCAAAGUCGUGAUGUGUUUGGCUUAUGGUGGCUUUACUGUUGCAAUACAUAACAGUAAUAUACUGCUUCUUCAGUAUUAAAGGCUUCUUCAAUUUGCUGGAUUGGUCUAAAUAGUGAUUGUUAGUGAUGUUUUGUCUUUUAAUUUCAUUGUCUUGCAUGUAAGCUGCAAACUCAGAGGAUUGCUUUAUAAAAUGGAAUAAGCAGAAUAAUAAAUCACAUGUUUAAGCCACGAGUGAGUCUGUGAGUUUUCUAAUCCGUUUUAUAUGUGAUGUUGAAGUUUAUUCAAACCUCUGUGUUCUUUUGUCAAAUAACAUGGACAGUUUUAUGUGGUUUAGGUCAAGAAAGAACCCUUUAACUUGUGGUGUGGAUCUGGUCAUUUCUUUUCCCCCACUUUUACAUUGUGAGAGGUUUUUUUUCUACGUUUUUAAUAAAAUUCAAAAUGUUGCUGAUCUCGUGAAUUUAAAUUUGGUUUCUUAAAGGAACAGUGUGCACUCUGAAUGCCCUUCUAGUGUUACAUAAAAU